CAGUCGGUCAGUCCGCAGCUCUCGGGGUGGUGCGCGGUCGCAGGCAGCAUGACUCCUCUCUGCCUCAAUUGCUCCAUCCUCCCCAGAGACCUGUCCCCAGGGGAUGCAAGGAUCCCCACACCCUGCAAUGACAGUGAGGCCACAGUGUCCUUUGACCCCGAGGACUUGAACCUGACGGACGAGGCACUGAGAUUCAAGUACCUGGGGCCGCAGCAGAUAGAGCUGUUUGCGCCUAUCUGUGCCACCUACCUGCUGAUCUUUGUGGUGGGCACCGUGGGCAACGGGCUGACCUGCCUGGUCAUCCUGCGCCACAAGGCCAUGCGCACACCCACCAAUUUCUACCUGUUCAGUCUGGCUGUGUCGGACCUGCUGACGCUGCUGGCGGGGCUGCCCCUGGAGCUCUACGAGAUGAUGCACAACUACCCCUUCCUGCUGGGCGCCGGCGGCUGCUACUUCCGCACGCUGCUCUUAGAGAUGGUCUGCCUGGCCUCGGUGCUCAACGUCACUGCUCUGAGUGUGGAGCGCUACAUAGCCGUGGUGCACCCAUUCCGGGCCAGGUCUGUGGUGACGCCGGCCAACGUGCGCCGCCGGCUGGGGGCCAUCUGGGGCCUCGCCCUGCUCUGCUCCCUGCCCAACACCAGCCUGCAUGGCCUCCAGCAGCUGCGUGUGCCCUGCCGGGGCCCCGUGCCAGACUCCACCGUGUGCAUGGUGGUCAGUCCCCGGGCCCUCUACAACUUAGUGGUGCAGGUCACCACGCUGCUCUUCUUCUGCCUGCCCAUGGCCACCGUCACUGUGCUCUACCUGCUCGUGGGGCUGCAACUGCGAAGGGAGAGGCUGCUCCUGCUGCAGCAGGAGGCCAAGGGCAGGGGCGUCAGGGUGGCCAGAGACAGCGACACCCCCAGGCUCCAGCUGCAGGACAGAGGCCGGAGACAAGUGACCAGGAUGCUGUAUGUGCUGGUCAUGGUGUUUGGCUUCUGCUGGGCCCCGUUCCACACCGACCGCCUCAUGUGGAGCCUUGUGUCCCACUGGACAGAGGACCUGCUCUUGGCCUACCAGUGCGUCCACAUCGUCUCUGGCGUCUUCUUCUACCUCGGCUCAGCUGUGAACCCUGUGCUCUACAGCCUCAUGUCCAGCCGCUUCCAGGAGACCUUCCGGGAAGUUCUGGGCCUCGGCACCCACUGCCACCGCCGCCCCCACGGCAGUUCCCACAGCCUCAGCAGGCUGACCGUGGGCAGCACCCUGUGUACCGUGGGCACCCAUGGAAGCAGGGUCCAGCCUCUGGCUGAGAAUGACGGCCAAGAAGAGACAGAACCCUCCUAAAUGGAGCCCGGAAGCAGCUUCACCCCGAGGGCCACGUGCCGCCUGGGGAGCCCACCUGCAUUCUCUGCCAGGACGUCCUCACGAUCGUCCCCGACUUGCCUUAGACCCUCUGACCAGCUCCCUAGCAACCCCUGUCCCUGACCAUGUAUCAGAUUUGAGGAAAGCGAAGACUGAUACCUGAUUAUUGAGAACCCAUAUUGUGCCAGGGAACAAUAUUGAGCUUCACCCCAAGCCCCCAGCUAAAAUCCUUCCUUGCAGAACCAUCUUGUGAGCUGGAGCUCAGCAAUCCUCCCUCUCGGGAGGGAGGCCAGUGGGUCCCCCUCUGAGAUCAUUCCUCUGCAUCCAGCUGUCCUUCCAUUUCUUUCUGCAGGUGCCCUGGCACCUGGGACCCUUCUGCACCUAGACUUUUCCUGGCCCGCAUUCUGUGCUGGGAUCUGUGCCUGUGGAGAUGAUGGGUGGCAGAGUUUUCCAGGGAACCCAGGGCCUGGCUCUAAUCCCAGCCCUGCUGCCACCACCUUGCCUCUUGGCAUCAGACAAAUCCCCCCCACUUUUCUAAGCUUUGCUUCCUGGUUUGAAAAAUGAAAGGCACCCUGACAUUCCCCAGGGUCACGCUCUGGCACUAGCUGUGGUUUUCUGUGUGUGUCACUGCUUUUAACACAACCAAUGAUGCCCUCAGAUUAGCGGGACAGACAUCACUCCCUACGUCCUUAUCACUCACAAACCCUGCUUCCUCCCUGACCUGCCGGGGGCAGGAGCUUCACUUGUCCUGCAGCAGCUGGGGCCAGGAUGUGAGCACAUUCCCUCCGCCUGCCGCCCUCCUCACCCACAUGGAGGCUGCCCUGAGCACCCCAAGUGAGCAGAGCACUGGACCUGCAGGCUUAAGGAUCUCGGGCCAAGAGACAUGGGCCAACCGUGGCCAGGAAUGACCCUGCAAGGGCAGUUCUUCUGGGCUUAAUGAGGUGACAGAAGGGACAGGGCUGAGUAACCAUGAAAUUCCGUCCCACCCUGAAUUCCUGGGACCAACCCAAUGCUUAGUCAAGAAUGAAUGAAUGAAACUUGUCCAGAUGCAAACCUCCUGAGAGGAGGCCUGGCAUCCAGGGAUGGGAGGUGCAGGGUGACCGGGGGCCUGUCCAUCUGGGUUGAUCUGCGACAGUCUGCCAGCUUGUGCCCUGGUGGAGGAGAUG
This is a messenger RNA of Sciurus carolinensis (gray squirrel), 2504 nucleotides long. It is a transcript of the gene Nmur1, whose product is annotated as neuromedin U receptor 1. Gene Ontology annotation, cellular component: plasma membrane. The transcript is spliced from 3 exons. The record is from RefSeq and is a predicted model, not a curated record. Gene Ontology annotation, biological process: G protein-coupled receptor signaling pathway. Gene Ontology annotation, molecular function: neuromedin U receptor activity. Bases 49 to 1320 code for a protein of 423 amino acids. Lineage: Eukaryota; Metazoa; Chordata; Mammalia; Rodentia; Sciuridae.